Messenger RNA from Mesorhabditis belari, 261 nucleotides. NCBI's taxonomy places the organism in Eukaryota, Metazoa, Nematoda, Chromadorea, Rhabditida, Rhabditidae. The record is from the annotation of a GenBank genome assembly.
AUGUCUGUUCGCGAUUGUGGCCCAAAUGUGCGCAUGUGCUUUAAAUCGUACGUGAGACGAAACAAUAAUGGAGACGAUUCACAUACGGAGACUCGUGACUGUGGAGAUCCAAACUCGGGACGAUGCUUCCAGGAUACGGGCUGCUCGGGACCAGGCUCGAACAAAGUAUGCUGUUGUGCGGGAGAUCUCUGCAAUUCCUCUCCAAAAACCGCAGCCGCCUUCACUCUCAUCUCGAUUUUCGUCGCUCGAAUUUUCUGUUUC